AUGAAGCUGGGGGCCAGAAAUGGCCCAAGACAGACUCAAACCCCAGCUCCUGCAGUAGCCUUUCAGAAUAUUGGUUGUUUGCUCAACACACUCUGGAAACUUAACAGCGUCACUGCAUGCAAAAUUUGGCACCAGCAGAGAGAAUGAGAAUGGAUGUGGCUCACUGACAGGCACACAGCUUUGUAUUUUGCUGUCGUACAAGCACAUGUUGGGCUCACAUCCGACACAAAGAUGGACACUACAGAUGACAACCACACAGAGGGGAUAAAGAUGGAGAUAGAGAAUCAGCAAAUUGUAGAGAAUGACUGUUUUUCCACCUUAUCGGAUAAAACGCAUCAACAUCUGUUGAUCAGUGAAAGGCCGUCGAGCAGCUGCAGGAUGGUCAGAUUAAGAUCCAGACCCGGUCUCCAGUCAACAAAAAGCUUCCCCCCUUAUAGUCAGUGCAUAGGUGGACUGGGAGAGGACGAGGACGAGGAUGAUCAGGACAAUUCAGACAUGGCUUGCCAGUCAAACGCCACAAAUGUGAAGGAAGACAAAACAGAAGAACUUCAAAGCACAGAACAAAACAAAGAGCUGACUACAAGAUCUCCAAGGGACUGGCUAAAGGCAAAAUGGAAACCUAGGAGGAAGGAGAGGUCGGGGGGAAGCUUUGAGGUCGACGCAGACAGCUGCGAGAGAGGAAGGUGGAGUGGGAAAAGAAGGGUGGAGGAGACUGAAAAAAAAGAGGAAUUUGAUGAUGAUGACGAUGAUGAAGGAUGUGCAAAUGCUGAGGGAAAACACUGGAGAGGUAGAAACUCCAGCUUUGAGAAAGUGAGGAAAGAAGAGGAGGAAGACGAAGAUGGGAGAUCGACUAUUUCAGCAGUAGAAGGAGAUCCAAAGAGCAGCAGGGAGACCCCAAAAAGGAAUGAUGAGGAGGAACUGCCAGGAGUGACAGAGGGGUCCACAACACAACAGUGGUCCUCCCCACAUCCUAUCCUCUCCAAGCUUCUGCACUCUUCCACCUCCUCCUCCUCUUCCCUCAACCUUUCCUCCGCAGAGAGCGACGAGGUCUUCAGUGAAGGAGAGGAUGCUGGGUCAAAGAGGAAGACAUUCAGGAAGUGCCGCUCCUGGAAAACCUUCCUGACCAUGAUGCACUGGUCUAUGAGCCGGCAGAGCUCCUGGGUCCAGCUGGCUGGACAUCAAGGUAACUUCCAGGUCAGUAAAGGAGGCGAGGUGCUGAAACUAUACAGUGAAGUGGAAGCAAACUGCCUGGAUUGCCUGAUGAGAGACCCGCUGAGACCCUUUGUCCCACAGUAUCAUGGCUUGGUAACAAGAGGGGAGCUCUGCUAUAUCCGCCUGGAGGAUCUGCUAAGUGGCCUGAAGAGGCCCGUCAUCAUGGACUGCAAGAUGGGAGUCAGAACCUACCAAGAGGAUGAAUUAGUCAAAGCUCGUGUCAAAGCUCCUCUGCGAAGCGACAUGUACCAGAAGAUGGUGAAAAUGGACCCUUCUGCUCCGUCAGCAGAGGAACAUGCACAGAGGGGAGUCACCAAAUGGCGCUACCUUCAGUGGAGGGAUUCAAUCAGUUCUACGUCCACGCUGGGCUUCAGGAUAGAGGGCAUUAUGAUGGAGGAUGGUAGCAUCCAGCGGGACUUCAGAAAGAUUCAGACUUUAGCUCAGGUCACUGAGGCACUGCUUUACUUCACCAGGAGCCAGCUGGACACUCUGAGAGCGUACCACUCCAGACUCCUGGCCCUGAGUGACGCACUAAAGAAUUCGCCAUUUUUCAGAACUCAUGAGGUGAUUGGCAGCUCGCUUCUCUUUGUCCACGACCACAGCAAGGCCAGUGUAUGGAUGAUAGACUUCGGAAAGACGACGCCUCUGCCUGACUCGCAGGAGCUCCGACACAACGUCCCGUGGUCUGAGGGUAGCAGGGAGGACGGCUACCUCAUCGGUCUGUCCUCUCUCGUCGCAUCUUUAGCCCAGGCCAUCAGUGUGGCCUCCUGGCAGCAGGAGGAGAGCUGUGAGGAGGAGCAAAUAAGCCCGUGA
Molecule: messenger RNA, 2025 nt
Organism: Neolamprologus brichardi
Lineage: Eukaryota; Metazoa; Chordata; Actinopteri; Cichliformes; Cichlidae
Product: inositol-trisphosphate 3-kinase A
Biological process (GO): phosphatidylinositol phosphate biosynthetic process; inositol phosphate biosynthetic process
Cellular component (GO): nucleus; cytoplasm
Molecular function (GO): inositol hexakisphosphate kinase activity
Source: RefSeq, a predicted model, not a curated record